GCUUCAGGCUGCCCACUCUUCCUGUUUCCCCUCCAACCCCUUUGGUGGUACAGCUCUGUUAUGAGAGCUCCCUGCCCUUCCAAGUGCAUAUGUGAAUGUCAAAGCUUGGGACAGGGAGAGCACACUUUCCCUCUGUUUUAUCUGCAUACAUGUAAGCCAAAGCAGGGACAGUAGCAGCAAAGGCCACCAGGGUACAGAACAGACAGAGCAUAAAAAAGAAGGGUUUGGGUGGAGGUGACGGGCAGAGCACACCUCUGCAGGGAGAGCAGCAGCAAAGGUCACCAGGGUACAGAAAAGACGCAGCAUAAAAAAAUUGGGCGAGAAUGGAAGUGGCGGGCAGAGCACACCUCUCUUCUGUUUAAUGUGCAUUCAUGUAUGCCAAAGCAGGGAGAGCAGCAGCAAAGGCCAGCAGGGUAUAGAACAGACUAAGCAUAAAAAAGAGGGGCUUGGGUAGAGGUGACAGGCAGAGCACACCUCUCUUCUGUUUAAUGUGCAUUCAUGUAAGCCAAAGCAGGGAGAGCAGCAGCAAAGACCCAGGGAUUCAGAACAUAACAGGCAUUAGCAACAGUAUGUAUGAUUCUGGUAAUAUCCACAGUAUAACAUCACUUUCAUAACAAUACAUAUCUCCACUUUUAACAAUCUGGACUUUUUUCAAAACAUGCAUAGUCUUAAUCUUCCCUAACAACCCGUAGCUUUGUCUAUCCAAAUGACCGAUGGGAAGACAUUUUUUAACAUCAUCUUUUCAACAAAUAUCUCCAUUGGGUGUCAAAAGUGACAACAAAGCAUGUAUCUCCCGCCCUGGUUCUGAGUUGUCACGUCAACAAACAGACUUCACGCUGUGACAGACUCAUUACAGUCCAGGGUAAUGCUACACUAAUGUCCUCACAUCAACAGAUGCCGACCUCAAACUUUUUUCUAACCACGACAGUGUUGCUCACCUGUACAUUAGAUUUCAUGAGCCGAAGUUCAUCCCCAGAGGCAAAGUUGCUGCUGUUUUCUCUCCCAUAGUCACGGACACUUGUUCAUGUUAAAGUGGGGGUCGCGACUCAAAAAGGUUGACAACCAAUGUGCUUUGUGCUAUCAACCGUUUAUCAACAUAGUGGGACAGAAACUACACAAAGCUUGUGCAUAACCGAAAGUCAUUGGAGCGCAUUAUUCAAAAAACACGUAUGUCCACUAUCACUCACAACACAUGCCACGCAAGUCAGUUUGAAAUAUCAAACAGGUCCCUGAUGACUGUGUAAAUAAAGAUUUUGAUUUUGUGUCUAAUUACAGUGUUUUGGGUUUAUUCUUUUAAGGAGUUUAUGGAUAAAAUUGUUCCUGAAAAAAAAAAAAACAAUUUUUGAGCUACAUGUUUUCUAUUGGACAGCCAUGAUAGACAAGAAGAGCUUGGAUUGAGGCAGGUUGGUUAGAUCACAGAUCACAGUCUCCCCUGUCAAAUCAUCUACAACUUGAUGCAUCUUCUCCUAAUGCCUUCAGUCUACUUAAACAAACAUGUAAAGAGACUUAGACCCAAAUUCUCCUGCAGCAAAUCCCAGGUUGAAAUAACAGUAUACCUGACACUCAAACUUGAUAGAAUUAGAAUUAGCAAAAUAAGGACAGUGAUUUAGUCAACAGGUGGUUGAUGCAAACCAGCCAAUUCAUGCAAACAGAGUUGCUGGGAAAAUGUGUAAAAACCUUAAGGCUCUACGGUAAACAGAACUGACAUUGUGCAUUUGCAGCAUUUAUAAACUGUUUCAGAUUAUCCUUCACGUUGUAAAAGAGAUUUCUAUCCCAAUACUGUGAAAACCAAGCUUUGUUUUUAUUUUUAAAUGACAGAUGUGCAUGUUCUGGCCCACCAGGAUGAUGUUUUUUUGGUCUUGGGGAAGGUAUUCUGCAGUGUUCAUGCAUCAGCAGCAGAGAGUGCUAAAGGCAAAAAGCUGACUUUUCUUCUCCAAGAAUCUGCGAGGAUCCCUGUGGAGUUCCUGAGCAGAGAGUGAGAGGGUCAGAUAAAGUUUGCUCGCGCCUCAAGUUCAGAGUGUGUGUGUUUGAUAAAGUUCUCAUAGCAAAGAUCUGAGACCAGCGGCGGUCUCAGCAGUCCAGAACACACUCCCCCGAAUCUUGCUGACAUUGGACGACGAGCGUAUAGAGUUAAUUCGGGAAAGCUAAUGAAUAUGAAUGAGGUAAAUGAAAGCUGAUGAAUGUUAUCCCUUAUCUCCAUAAAGAUUGGACGAUUCCCUUGAACCUCUGCCAAGGACACACACAAUAAAGAGCCAAUUUGAAGAGUUACCUUGUCUCGCAAUUUGAUGGACGUUGAUAAGAUUACAUCACAACCAAAGUGAUAUAUAAUGUGUGGAUGAGCUGAGUAUGAUCUGAGCUGAAACACUGAGGAGGGUGCUGUUUGUCCGUCGUGGAAAUCAAUGUGGACUUCAGGAGAUCUUUUGGAAAUAUCCCAGGGCUAAAACACACAUUAGGGUUAUUAAAAUGAAUAUGUCCAUUAGGGUCGUUUCUCCCCCAGAGACCCCUGCAAGCUGACGAAGAGAUAUACGCUCUCAUUUUCCUCUUCAUUUUCCCUGUGUCAGAUCAAUCAUGCACCAUCCCAACUCAAGGUGAAAGCCAUCAAAGUGCCAUUCCCCCAUUGUCAAUGAUAUACAGGAAACUGUGACGCACAGACGGGCCGGCAGACAAACAGAAAGACAGCAUCAACAAGCGAGUUAGAGGGAAACAAACAGCCGCGAUGCCCGGGGAGAUUAAUCUGCUUUACUGCCAGUCCUCAAGAGCAAAGCGGAGGGGUUGAAAUUCACUGUGAGCACAACAAGCAGCUGUAAAAACAGCUCAUAAACGUCAGCGUGCUGCACGCAGAGAGUCCGUGCAAUCUUUAAGAUAAGAUAACUCAAGAAACUUUGAUCAGCUGUUGGCUUCAAAGAGGUUAGAGGAGUGAAGGAUCCAGUUAGUUUUGAGAUCGGUCUUCACCAUGUUGGUCUACACCGCGAGCCUUUGCCUCCUCUGGGCCUCGUGCAUCCUCGCGGCCCCGGCGACCAAACAAACCAGACAGAAGGUGCUGCUGAUCUCCUUCGAUGGUUUCCGCUGGGAUUACGACCGUGACGUGGACACGCCAAACCUGGACAAAAUGGCCAGGGAUGGAGUCAAAGCCCUGUAUGUCACACCUCCUUACCUCACUAUCACCAGUCCUUCACACUUCACCCUACUGACAGGUAAAGUGUUUCAUUUUCUACAACAGUGCUCCCAGUUGGCAGGGGAUCUGCAUAUCAUGGCAGAGUGGGAACCAGCCCUGGGUUUAGCUUGGGAAGGAUUGAAAAAAGCCACAGGAAAAAGGAAUUAGUUGUAAUUGAAUGUCCCAGGGUCCAACAGCUUUUAUAGCUGAGUAAGAUAAUUAUGCUUGGAUGACUGAGGGAAGAAUUCUGGGCUCUCUUUUCUUAUUUUGACUCUCAAAUCAUCGGCGCCAGCUAAAAGAAAUUUAACUUCCUUGAAAUUAAAUUCCUCUAAUCUCCGAAGUUGGUCAUAAGACCUUGUCCAAAAGCGUCAUGCCACUCAGCGUGUUGAGUUGAUAGAAUUUUUAAUGUGAAUGUGUCACGCUCUGAAUAAUGAGUGCAAGCAGACUGACAGCGAUUCUCCUCUAUAGGCCGCUACAUCGAGAACCACGGCGUAAUCCACAACAUGUGGUUCAACACAACCACCACUCAGACGAAGCCGUACUAUCAGACUCAGUUUGUGAACGAGUGGUGGGACAAUGGCAGUCUGCCUAUCUGGAUCACAGCGGAGAAACAGGUCUGUGCUGCACCAUUUCCAGCUUAUCUCUGUCAGAGACUGUUUGUCUGUUUACAGCAGCAGAAACCAUUUCUCCUGACAAAACACCUCUGAAGGCCCCGUUGAAUCAUUUUAGGCAGAUCAGCGCAGUUAUACUGCAAAUUAUUUGGAGGGUGUGGAUGUUAACUGCAUGCAAAUGACGAGGCAGCCCUAUAGGCAGAGCUGUAGAUUCAAGAAAAUCAAUGAAAUCUUAUUCACCAAUGAUUUGGUUUCGUUCUUAGCUGAUCCAAAGUGUAAAGGGGUAAAUCUGAGGCAUUCCUCCAAACACAUCAAUUAAAUCAGUUUCAAACAAAUGUAGCAGCUUGGUCAGGUUACCCACACUUCUAAAUAUGAUGCUUGAGGUAUCCCUUUAUGAACUCUGUUCUCUGUUGCACUGUUGAGGGGAUGUGAGAUACAAUCAAAGGCUCAGAGGUCUUUUUGAGAUGGUGGUAAGUGGCUCAAACCAACACUGGACAUGCAUCCAGGUGACUUAUGUCCAUGUAGAUUCUCAUUCUUCCAGGUCAUGGUUAUCUUGAAGACUUAAAAGGCAGUCCAGUUGCCUGUUUUAAGUCUUCAAGAUAUCCAGGUGACUUGAGCUUUAUAUAAACAUCUAAGGUUGGUUGUUUUUAACUAUUGUGUUCAUUACCAGUUACAUAAUAUAUUGGUGCCAGAUUCUAUGUUUUAUUUCUGUAUAAGCUAUUUGGUUGGAGAAAAUAUUCAAAAAUGCUAAAUUUUGAUUGUUUAUCAGAGAAACUCUGUUUUUGAGCGAAACAAUACAAAGGCAACAGCUUAACUGCUAAAACUUCUAAAUAUUAAAGUUUUAUGAAAAAUGUACGCUCAUUUAAAUUGAUCUAUAAAUCUUAUGUUUAUAAAGGCUCUGAAAUACAAAUGAAUACAUUCCAGUUUGCAUUAGAUUGUAAAAAGAAAAAGGAAAAACUUUAUGAUAAAAUAUUGUGUAUAUUUAAAAAAAAUGGAUUUACAAGUGGAGACCAAUGCCCAACAAUGGCAAUAAAUAAAACAAAAGAAUUAUUGGAAAAAAGUUAAAACAAUGGUUAAAAGAUGAAGGAUGGAAAAGACUGGAUGGGAUAAAGACUUUUUAAAUAUCUAGGGGCAAAUCUUAUUGUUAUAGCAACUACAAAAGUAUAUGAGAUAAGUAAAAAGAAAAACUUACCAAACCCCAUUAAAGAUAAAAAUUACAGAAAUAGUUUAGAAAUAUUUCAUGUGCACGACAUCUAACAGAGCUCAAUAAAAAGCACGCACAGUCAAUGAUUAUGAUUUAAUGAUUCAUGAUAGCAUUUAUGACUACUCCUGUGCGUAGAGAUAUAGAGUUAAAGAUAAAUAUAAUCAGUAAAUACAACCACGGUUAUAUCUGGUUUCCUCUUCGCAUGGUUCAGUAUUAGCCUGCAUUUGUAGAUGCAGUGAUGAGUUGAGUUCACAGACAAUGGUUUUGGAAGUGAUUUUGAGGCCAUGCAAUGACUUUCACAACAGAAUCAUGUAUUUUUUUGUUGCAGUGCUGUCCAGAAAUUUAGAGUUAUCAUAAGAAAACAAAAAAGAGUCAAGAUCUUAAGAAAACAACCAAAAAUUCAUUGGUAUCACAACAGAGUAAACUGUAUAAAUGCAAGUACUUCGAUCUACAGAUUAUGAAAGACUCUUGGUAAGCUUUAUUUUGAAAAUGUUCCUUGCAGUACAUAAUUAUUCUUGCCUAUCUCACAGACGGUGUCAUCAGCAUGGGGCCUCUGACAAAGCUGCUGUGUUUGGUGAUCUGGGAGCGAGAACUUGUUGCAUAUUCAUCUGUGUCAUGCUAAUGUUUGUCCUUUUCCAAUCCUUCUAGGGCCGGAAGUCUGGCUCUCUUCACUUUCCUGGCACAGCUUCCACUUACCAGGGAAUGACUCCCACAAUCAAGGAAGUGGAGCCGUUGCUUUACAACUACAAGGACGAGACUAAAUGGAGGAAGAAUGCUGACAAGGUAAUGGGCUGGUUCAAGGACCUGGAUCUGGACUUUGUAGCGCUGUACUUUGGUGAACCGGAUGGUACAGGCCACCGCUAUGGACCUGACUCUCCACAGCGACGAGAGAUGGUGAAGCAAGUGGACCGAACAGUGGGAUAUAUUCGCGACUCCGCUGAAAGACACGGUGUGAGCAACCACCUGAAUAUCAUCAUCACAGCCGACCACGGUAUGACCGAUGUGUACCGUAAUGGUCUGGUAGAAGAGAUCACUCUGUCCAAGAUCCCUGGUUUUGCUUUCAGUGACCUGUCCUUUCACUUGGUGGACUUUGGCCCUUCUGGGAUGCUGCUGCCCAAACCAGGGAGGCUGGAGAAGGUCUAUAAUGCCCUAAAGGAUGCUCAUCCACAUCUCCAUGUGUACAAGAAGGAGGAGAUGCCAGAGCGUCUCCACUUUGCCAAACAUGAGCGGAUCCUCCCCAUCGUUUUGUGGGCCGACCCGGGAUAUGUCAUCAACGGGGUGGGUUGACAAAGUUUUUAUUUAUUGUUAGCUGUUAUUAAAACCUGAAUAUAAUAAAUACGAUUGCCAGUUUUGUCAAGGAAACUUGUUCAACUGUAGCAGACACACCAUGAAAUCAUACCAUGACAGCGCUCUAUCACACAAACAAGUACAAGAACCAAGAGACACCUAUUUGGCCUUGGCUACAGUUGCUCAUGCAUGCAUAGAUACACAAUGUGCACGCAUGCAAUCAUUCUGAACAAUGGCUGCAAAGGUUUCAUGCAAAGAUGGCGCAUUUACCUGAAUUUGGCCAAACAUGAUACUCAGGGUCAGUGCUGUUCAUUGUGCUGACAUGAUGAGAAACCAUGCAAGCGUCAUAUUACAGGAUAAUGUAUGCACAAGAGGUAACCGUACACAGGUCUGCUUAGUUCUGGAGCAAUGUGAGAGCACUGUGCUUCAGCCCUGUGCUGUAACUUUAUUGCUGAUUUAAAUGUGGUGUGAAUGGGUGAAUGUGACAUGUAAUGUAAAUCACCAUUUUCCUUUUUACCAAUUGACUCUUUAGACAUGCCGACAGGAUCAGUUAGAAUCUAAUUCUGAUGAUUUAUUUGUGUUUUCCAAAAGAUCCCACUCAGCCAGUCCAGGCCCAGACAGUCAAUGGUCUCUGGUGAGAUGGCAGGCCUCUUUCAAAGAGAAUAAAAUAUCACAAUCUGAAUGAAAUGUUUAUUUUGUAAGCUAUUCUGACAACAAAACUAUAAUAAAUCCAGUAAAAUCAUUCAGAACUCUACAUGUGCUAAACACAGGCUACUUUUGUGCAGCUUUGGAAAUCCUGAGGGGCAAAAGAUUAUAAAGUCUGCAGGCUUGCUAAUGCAUCAAAAUGUAUGUGUUUAUUACUGAUGUAAAAAUGUAACUCAUGAACACUGACAGAGAUUUUUUAAAAAUCACAUAAGAGGACAAAGAAUCAGAUUAUUACAUUAAAAAGAGGCAGCAAGGCAAAAUUGAAGCAUAAAUUGCUAAAAAUAUAGAAAUAUUUCAAUUAUAUUCAAGUUGUUUGAGCAUGUUUUGUGCAUUUUAAGGCAUUCUUGUAUUUCUUGGAUAUUUACCCCUCGCCAGCAUUCCCCGGUUAUUGAGUUCUGUUAAAAUAUCGCUAAUGAGGCUUCAGAACUGACCUCAUAUGUCAGUAAGGAUGUUUCUUUGUUGGUUUAGCCAUAAAUGCAACAUAUUAAAAGUCUGAACCUUAAAGAGAUGUGCAGCAGCAGUUUUCUGCCCACUGCAAGUCCUAUUGAUUUACCCUUUAAAGUAAACAGUUACCUCAGUUUGCCAUUUGUGCCCCAUCAACAUGCCGAGCUGCAGAGAGCAAAGUCUGUGAAACAGAAGCUAAAGACAAGACAGCAGCACUCAGCAUCAUUAAAUCUUCAGUGUUGUAAAUUUCGGGUUAUUUAUUAACCAUAUUUAUUAUUUUAUAUGCUCAUUAUAAUCCAGUUUUAUGGGUGAAUGGAAAUUAAUUGAAUAGCCUUGGCAUUCUGACAAAGUCUUUACACACCACCUAGUUUAUUUAGAAAUGUCCUCCAGACUUCACUGCAAAAAUACAAACCCUACUUGUUGUGUUUUCACACACUAAAAUGGCAAAACUGGACUCUUCUAAACCAGUUAAAUUCUAAUCUGAGUACAUUACAGUUUUAAUCAAGUGCAUUUGCAUGUCCUCGGGAUAAUCCAGGCCGGGCUGAUGACAUGCAGGGCUCUCAAAUGCUCCAUGAAGCUAUUCAUGCCUCGGAAAUUCAAAAUUAGCAUUUUCACUUGGCGCCACGCUCGCUCAGUCGCUCCACUGUGCAGUAACUUUGCAGCUGAAUGUGUCAGUCAGCGCUGAGAGCUAUUAAAUCUGAAUUUAUUUCAAAGACUAAAGUAAUUCAAUCAUGAAAUGGCUUCAAAUGCUGAAUACCAGGAGAAUAAUCAGUCCUGUGGAUGCUCUGACGAUGUGACGGGUUAUCUACAGUCUAUAGGUCGAGACUGGCCGUGAUCAUAACUGUAUUAUCUGAUUCUCUUCCCGCUCCCUUUAUGGCCACUUUAACUCAGAUCUGUUCGAUCCAAGAGAAAGAUAAGUGUGUUGAAAACGUUACAUAACAGCCAAAAGAUAACCAGGCAUCCCUUAUUACUGAUAAAUCCACCUCAAACUUCAUAUUUGUGGAGAAAUAUUUCACGACGCAUGUGAAAAUAUAAAACUAGAGAUGGAUUUUUGUAGCUUGGAGCCUCUCACAAAAAAGAAACUAGGCCGUUGUUCCUCUGUAUGGACAUGCCUUUGCUUGGCCAAUACCUCCCUCUGCUGACUAAAUGAGGGUAAAGUGCAACGUGUGAGCUCAGCUGCAGAUAAAGGAUAUUUCUAGAGCCACAGGCUCAGCCAAGGUUCAAUAAAGUGGUAUCAAACAAUGACAUCAUGCAUGCCACUUUACAAAAACCUUCUUUCCUCAAUUUUCUCUAAGACCUGAGACAACUUAGUGUUUCAAAGUCAUUCAUUUGUGUUAUUUAGCCUCUGCCUACUCUUCGACACCAAAGUUUCUGUACAAAUUGAGAGAAAGAGUUUCCUGAUGCUUUAAAUCUCAAUAUUAUAUAAAGUUUUUAUCCUCAUUGUUCUGCUGCCUGUAAAUUUCUCUCUGCAUUUUAUCUUUUUUUUUAUUAAUCGUUGAUUGGUCUGCACUAGGUCAGCGUUUGUUGUUCAUAAAUGUGCAUCAAAUUUGGAUGUUUUUUUGCAGGAACUUCAGGGCCAAAUUAAGGCCUUCUUCUCUUUCUGUCCCUGCAGUAUUUCCCUGUCCAGUUCCACAAAGGCGAGCACGGCUUCGACAACCAGGAGCUGGACAUGAAGGCCUUCUUCAGGGCAGUGGGUCCAGCAUUUCACAAGGACCUGGAGGUGGGGCCCUUUGAGACGGUGAACAUCUACGCCCUCAUGUGUCACAUCCUGGGCAUCACGCCGGAGGUCAACGACGGCCACUUGGACGCCACUAAACACAUGCUGGUUACCAGUCCUCGACCAAGUGAGUUUGAAUCAGAGUAAUGAGUCUCUCCCUUAGGCCGGGAAAGUGUGUCACUUCAACACCUGCUCGCUGUUUGUAGGCCGUUCAUCGAUCAUUUCAGACAACGUACACCCACAUCAGGCGUAAGUUUGAAAAGGUUACAAGAAAGGAGGUCUGAAGAGCUGAUGCCAAGUGUAAGAGAUUAUCAACAAACUUUUACUUUUUGUUGAAUCUGGUGUUUUCUGCAGACAAAGCAGUUGGUCUAUUCUCUGAGCGUGCAUACAUAAAGUGAUGUCUUUAUAAUUAAUUUUCAAUCCAAAGGUGCACGACACAAAGUGCUUUUGCAUUAAUAGGCAACGAAAUAAAAAUAGAGGCAGUGCUAAGAUGGUACAUUUCAGAACUAUUGAAAGAGAAAGGGGGGAAAUGUACCUUGCACUAAAAAUAUGACUCAUAAACUACUUUGCGCAUUUUAUCAAGGUGUACCUAUAGCAGCAGUAGCAGCAGCAGCAUCUUAUGAUAACAAUGAAACUCACACUGUGAUAGUGGUGCUCAGUUUCUCGAAGUUUAAGCACUGCAAAAACAUUAUAUUUUAAGACUUUUUCCUGAAAAAUGUGUUAGCAGUUAUUUUUCACUCAUCGCAAACAAUGCAGGUCUUGAAUUAAAAUAUUUUUCUGGGACUUGUCAGGUGAAUUUACACAAAAUCAAUCUCAGUAAGACUAUUUUUUCUACAAGAAAUAAGACAAUUAAACCAUAGAUAGAUACAUAAAAAAUCAUCUAGUGACAAAUAAGUUUGGGGUUAGAAGGGGGUAAUCAUUAAAUUCAAUAAAAAUGCCUGCAGGACUCUUUCUUUCUUUGCAAACAGUCAGGACAAAUAAAUAUGCACUAAAGAAACAAACAAAUGCACAGUCUCUGUUUAAUUUUAACUCCCCUCUGACUGCUCCAUGUGUAGCUUUGCAGAGAGCUGAAACCAAAUCGUUCAGCCUGCAUGUUUGAGUCACUUAAUAUAAAUAGAGACGUGUAAAAACAAACAACAGGAGAAGACGAUAUUCCUCUCUGGGGGUCUAAGUUUCUUAGUAGGUCAUAAUAAGGGGGCCAGUUAUUAACAGAGGCUGUCAGAGCAGUCAAAAAUUCCUCAUAGCAGCUCUAAAUAAUUACAGAAGCAUGCUCAACUUACACAGACACACUUUCACAGAAUCAGAAAAGAUGUAAGAGGUGCAGCAGUAAAGCUACAAUGAGAAACUUUCCACUAAAGUGCUGAUUUGUUAAGAACAAGGUAAAACCUGGUCCUCUUAUCUUGAACCCUGAUUUUAUUGCAUGCACGUCAAUAGAUUAGAUCGCCAGUGUCUGCAAGUCAUGCAGAUCUCCAAAGAUCAGAAAUAUACACACAUAAUCUAAAGGCUGAAUAAACAUGAAUGAUAUGCAAUAAUUGUACUUCUGGGAAGCUUUUCAAAAGAAAAUCCCCAUCUGUGUUUUUCUUCAGUUGUCAUUAAUCAUGUCGGCUUCAGGUAAACGAUGUUAGUUAAUUGGCUAACAUCCUUGUGAGAUUCUCCCUCUCUCUUUGUUGUCAUCUUUGUGCCUUUCUCUUCAAAGAUGUUUGUUUGUUUUCAAAAAGAGAAGAUUCCAUUUACUGUAUAGUGAGACAUUUGGGUAUUAGGGUGGUGUUGGCAAUAUUGAUCAAAAUAAACCACAUGCAGUGUGUUUUUUCAUGGUAAUAAUGAAACAUGCAGCACUGUGAUGUACUCAUGGUUUGAUACUAGGAAUUAAAAACGGAGCUCUGCAGCUGUAGGAAUAAUUAACAUGAGGCACACAAACUUAUCAUUGUUAUAAAUUCAUGAUGUCAUUCCCAAGGUAUUUAUUCACAGAACGACAAACAAAUUCAGCAUCAGAUCUAAUUAUCAAGUUAAAGCUCAUUACCAUACACAGAGACUUCAGAUGCAAGAGGAGAGAAGGUACAAGCUGCUAAAGCGCCAUCGGGUGGUCACCUGAUGCACCUACAUUUAUCUGAGGAGGCAGAAGUUGGCUUGCAGUUUUAAAAUUUCAAUAUUGCUCAGAGAAAGUGAAGAAAAUGGGAUACAAUACCAGUGAAAUAUUAUAACAGAAUUUGUUAAGUCAUAUUCAUCGAUAAAGCACAUUUCAAAAUAAUGUCAUGUGCAACCAACAGCCAGGUAAGUAAACGCCAAUCCAUAUAAGGGUGUAAAAGCAAUAGUUAUACGUUUCAAAUCAGACAGGAAGCCAAUGCAAAGAAGCCAAAAUAGGUGUUAUGUUGUCAUAUUUUCUUUUAGUGAGCAGAUGUGCAGCAGCAUUUUGCACAAAGCCAGAGACGCUGCAAAGUCUAAGCUGCAAAAAGUUCCAGGAGUUUAGUUUGUCAAAUCUAAAUAAAAUAUCAAUGAUCAGGGAACAAAAUUACAAGAACUACAGUUAGGACUUUAAUAAGUCAACCAAGCUUCAAAAACACGUAUUAUUUUAGUGUUCUAAAUAUCAGUUGUUUUUUGUUGUUGUUUAGCUUCAGGUGAACCUGUGAACUACCUGCAAAAGGUGUUCAUGGGGUUGUCUGCAGUGGCCGGAUUUCUUCUUGUAGUUUUUAUGGUGGUGAUGUCCCACAAGAUGUUGACGAAGAAACACAAGAAUAAAAGGUAAGCUAAAAUAUUAUGGGAUUUACAAUUCGGCAAUAUAUAUAUAUAUAUAUAUAUAUAUAUAUAUAUAUAUUUUUUUUUUUUUUUUUUUUUUUUUUUUUUUUUUUUCAAGAAUACUUUUUUGUUGACUUUAGUAUCAAUUUCCUCCCAUUUCACAGUUCUGAUUGGCUUAAAAAACAGCCAUCAGUUGUUUCAGAUGCAGUGAUAUGUUUUUUUAGUCCUUUCUCCCUCUCUCUUUUUUUUCCUUUUUUCUCUGUGUUUAAGGUUGGAAAGCUCCAAAGAUCUUACAGACAAAGAGGUGUCAAAAGUAACUUCAUUUUGAUCGUCUCAGUCACACCUCUACAGUUUCUGACUGUGCGCGAAAAAUGAACUCUGAGAACAGGACUUGAAACCAAGGACAAGAGUGUUGAAUGACCAUGUUGAUAAAUUAUUGAAUAAUUAUUUAAUAAAUAAUCAUGAUUGUGUGGGGAAAAAAACAAUAAAUUAACUUAAGGCUUUAGUUGUUGUUUAUUUUAUUCAGUAUUUGCUCCAAACGUCUGUUGAAAUAUAUAUGAUCAUGGACUAUAUCUGCAUGGACUUUGUCUCAUUAACUGUUGAAAUUUAAAGUUUGCAUGAAUACACUGUGAAGGUAUUGCCUAAUUCUAUUUUACUUGGAAGCUUGGAAUAAUGAAAUCAAGGCGUUAACUAAGAAACAUGCCAUCAAACGUCAAAUUUCAGGGAAGGUGAAUUUCUUCUCGUUCUAUUUCUCAUUUAAAUCCUCUCUGUUGGUGGUAAUAUCAGUUAUAAACCCUCAAAACAUCCGUAGUACCUCCUCCCUUGCUUCAUAAUUGUUUUAAUCAACAGACGGUGGCUGCCAAGGGACAGUUUUAGCACCCACAUUCACAGUUACCCGCCUCUUGAACAGGAAAAAAGUCAAUUCACCCUGCAUGGCUACAAACUUCCGGUUAUGACUUUCAAAUUUAAAGUAUUUCGACAGCAUUCAGGGAAUCGCCCCAUUCAUACGAUACAAUGCUUUAAAUCAGUGGUUCUCAACUGGUGGGUCCUGACCCCAAAGUGGGUCACGGACACGUCCUGGAUGGGUCACGAACAGCUGGUCAAAAAAGUAAAUACUUUAUGCGAUAUUUAUUAGAUAUUUGAAAUUUUCUGUAUAUGCAACUUUAGUAGUUGUCGUCCUCAUGUUGUCCCCCUGAUGUGCUCUGAAAUGCACUUUACUCAAUAAAACAAGUGGAUUUAUAUUAAA
Xyrichtys novacula (pearly razorfish) is the source of this 13101-nucleotide messenger RNA. The record is from the annotation of a GenBank genome assembly. Lineage: Eukaryota; Metazoa; Chordata; Actinopteri; Labriformes; Labridae.